ACUCCUGCCAGGGGAGAAAACAUGUAAGCGCGCCUCCAGAGGAGGGGCACGGGGAGUUGGGAGUGGCGGGGGCAGCGGAAGGUGAGCCUAGGAAGGUGGCCCAGCGCCCCUUCUGCCCGGCCCCUCCCCGUGCUCCCGUAGGGUGUCAGCCUCGGCUCCGCUUGCCCCCACUCCACCCUCCUUUCGAAGGGAUUGCCUUUUUUUUUUCCUCUGCGGCGGCGGAAAUGACAGUGUGGUGCUGCGGUGGUGUCAUGGUGCUGCCUCUGGACCGAGAGGCGAAAACUCUUUAAGUUUAGCCCGGGAGACCUAGACGCGGGAACGUUGCGGUCUCCGUGCUGUCCCCCGUGGGGCGCGCGGGCUGGCGGAUCCCGGCUGUUGCGCGGCGGCGGCGGCGGCGGCCGCAGCGGCGAAGGCGGGCGGCGGCCUAGAGUGGUGGUGGCGGCGGCGGCGGCAGCGACAGCGGCCCGGGAGCUUGCACGGGAGCCCGAGCCAGCUUGCUGCGGAGGCCAGCGAGCGCCCGGCGCUCCCCGGCGCGCGUAGGAGAUGGCUGGCACCCGGGAACAAUAUGGGUGAGAGCCCAGCCUCUGCGGUUCUUAAUGCCUCAGCAGGAUUAUUUUCACUAAAGAUGGAAACACUGGAGUCAGAAUUGACCUGUCCAAUCUGCCUCGAGUUGUUUGAAGACCCUCUUCUGCUUCCUUGUGCUCACAGCCUAUGUUUUAGCUGUGCCCACCGCAUCUUGGUCUCAAGCUGCAGCUCUGGUGAAUCCAUUGAACCCAUUACUGCUUUCCAGUGUCCUACAUGCAGGUAUGUUAUCUCACUGAAUCACCGGGGCCUGGAUGGCCUCAAGAGGAAUGUGACCCUGCAGAACAUUAUUGAUCGAUUCCAGAAGGCUUCAGUCAGUGGGCCCAAUUCUCCAAGUGAGAGCCGCCGGGAGAGGACUUACAGGCCUAGCUCCGCCAUGUCGAGUGAGAGAAUUGCAUGUCAAUUCUGUGAGCAGGACCCUCCGAGAGAUGCUGUAAAGACAUGCAUCACCUGUGAGGUCUCCUACUGUGACCGUUGCCUUCGGGCCACACACCCCAACAAGAAACCUUUCACCAGCCAUCGCCUGGUGGAACCAGUUUCAGACACACAUCUUCGAGGGAUUACCUGCCUGGACCACGAGAACGAGAAGGUGAACAUGUACUGUGUAUCUGAUGAUCAAUUGAUCUGUGCCUUAUGCAAACUGGUGGGUCGUCACCGAGACCAUCAGGUCGCUUCUCUGAAUGAUCGAUUUGAGAAACUAAAGCAAACUCUCGAGAUGAACCUCACCAACCUGGUUAAGCGCAACAGUGAACUAGAAAAUCAAAUGGCCAAACUAAUACAGAUCUGCCAGCAAGUUGAGGUGAAUACUGCUAUGCAUGAGGCAAAACUUAUGGAAGAAUGUGACGAGUUGGUAGAGAUCAUCCAGCAGAGGAAACAAAUGAUUGCUGUCAAAAUCAAAGAGACAAAGGUUAUGAAACUGAGAAAGUUGGCACAGCAGGUUGCUAAUUGCCGCCAGUGUCUUGAGCGGUCAACAGUCCUCAUCAACCAAGCUGAGCAUAUCCUAAAGGAAAAUGACCAAGCACGGUUUCUGCAGUCUGCAAAAAACAUUGCCGAGAGGGUCGCUAUGGCAACUGCAUCUUCGCAAGUUCUGAUUCCAGACAUCAAUUUUAAUGAUGCCUUUGAAAACUUUGCUUUAGAUUUUUCUAGAGAAAAGAAACUAUUGGAGGGGCUAGACUAUUUAACAGCUCCAAACCCACCAUCUAUCCGAGAAGAACUCUGUACUGCUUCCCAUGACACCAUUACAGUCCACUGGAUCUCAGACGAUGAGUUCAGCAUCAGCUCCUAUGAGCUUCAGUACACCAUAUUCACUGGCCAGGCUAACUUCAUCAGUAAGUCAUGGUGUAGUUGGGGCCUGUGGCCAGAGAUAAGGAAAUGUAAGGAAGCAGUAAGCUGCUCAAGAUUGGCCGGUGCGCCACGAGGUCUGUACAAUUCAGUGGAUAGCUGGAUGAUUGUGCCCAACAUUAAGCAGAACCAUUACACAGUUCAUGGACUCCAGAGUGGGACACGCUACAUCUUUAUCGUGAAAGCCAUAAAUCAAGCAGGCAGCCGGAACAGCGAACCCACCAGACUAAAAACAAACAGCCAACCAUUUAAACUAGAUCCCAAAAUGACUCACAAGAAGUUGAAGAUCUCCAAUGAUGGAUUGCAGAUGGAGAAGGAUGAGAGCUCUCUGAAGAAGAGCCACACUCCGGAGAGAUUUAGUGGCACAGGGUGUUAUGGGGCAGCAGGAAAUAUAUUCAUCGACAGUGGCUGCCACUACUGGGAGGUGGUCAUGGGUUCUUCAACAUGGUAUGCUAUUGGUAUUGCCUACAAAUCAGCUCCAAAGAAUGAAUGGAUUGGCAAGAAUGCCUCUUCCUGGGUCUUCUCUCGAUGCAACAGUAACUUCGUGGUUCGGCAUAACAACAAGGAAAUGCUGGUGGAUGUGCCCCCACAGUUGAAGCGUCUAGGCGUCCUCCUGGAUUAUGACAACAACAUGCUGUCUUUCUAUGACCCAGCUAACUCUCUCCAUCUUCAUACUUUUGAUGUUACCUUCAUUCUUCCAGUUUGUCCAACAUUCACAAUCUGGAACAAAUCCCUAAUGAUUCUUUCUGGCUUGCCUGCCCCUGAUUUUAUUGAUUAUCCUGAGCGGCAGGAAUGCAACUGCAGGCCUCAAGAAUCCCCUUAUGUUUCAGGGAUGAAAGCUUGCCAUUAAGUGUCAAGAGAGCAUGUGAGUCACUGGCUCUUCGGUUCAGCACUUCCCCUCUUAAGCCUACAUUAGUGCUCCAUAUAUGAGAUGCACACUAAAGUCCAUUGGAAGCACUCGAAAUAACUAGAUAUCGUAGACUUAAUUUUUUGUGCAUUAAAACUUAUGUUUGAAUUCAUGUAUUGAGUUACUCAGAACAAAUUAAUCUGAAUAGUCUGGGUUUGUGCCACCAGGGAAGAAUUCUAGAGAAUAUCUCUGUCGUCAUUGGAGAAUUUAAAAUUCCCAGUGAUUUGGGAGUAUAAAUGAUACUGUUAGGAAUUAGCCCUUCUAGUAAUGGCUAGUUUGACCAGGUAGAAUUUGCACAGUGUCAAAUUAUCAUUUAUUAUAUGUCACUUUUUAAUAAACUAAUAAAUGAGGUGUUUUGAGAACAAUAUAUAUGUGCAUAUAUAAUAUAUAAAAUGACUGAAUUCAUUUUAUGAGCAAAAUGCAGAUAAUUUUUAUCUAUUAUGUAUACACAAUAAACCUUAAUUUGCCCAUUUAAAUAAGAAAUAUAUGGAAAAGGAAAAUAAAUGACACUGUCCAUUCCUAACUCUUAGGUAAAACCAUCAUGGCUAGCCAGUCUCCUUCCCUUACAGCUGUUCUUUCUUCCCUGUUGCCUCAUGUACAAACACAUACAAUCAAGACACAGGAAGUGAGAAGAGCUCUUGGUUAGAUGAGGAGAGAUCUGGGGACAAGAUUGCACAAGAGAUGCUAAUGCUACAUAGAAAUUUGAUUCUGGUAUAGAAGUGUCUCGUGUAGCAUAAUUUCAUUGAUACUGCUUAAUGGAGGAGAUUCAUCUAAAUUGUUAAAAAUUAUCAUAGACUAUUUCAAAGAAAUAUAGUUUUGUUAUUCUCAAAUACAAAGUUACUAGACUUAGGCUUAAGAAUAGAGUUGUAUAAUGGAGUUUCUUCAGAACUCACCUUACUUGAACAGUAAGAACGGAGUGUUACAGGUUCAACAACUAUAUGUAUACAAAUGUACUUAUAUUUUCAGACAAAGCACUGAAAUGCUGUUUUCCUUGAUAAGUUCAAUACUCAUUAUUUUUGGAAUUUUGUUUAUACUAUUCAUUCAUUUGCAUCCCUUCUAUGACAAAUAAAAACAUAAAUUCCAUCCUCGUUUUUAUCACAGAAGUUGAGCUUCACAGCCUGUGAUUUCACCAUUUCUGUUGCAGAGAUUAAUUGGAAAUGCCAGAGAAAUAGAACCUUCUUCCAGGAGCCAAAACUACGUCUUGGCACUUGUAAAAUGAUUAGUACUGUGUAAUUGUUAAAUGAUAGUAGUAGUCAUUCCCUGGAUUGUAUGUAGCCUUGAUACAGUGUCAAACGUUAGCCCCUCGUUCUACUAGCAUGGUGGAUUCUUAUUUAUUCAUUUGUUCAAUGAUGCCACAUUACUGCUGCAAGAAUGCACAUAUUACUAGAAUGCAGACCUUGGUGUCAAAUGCCUCACUCUAAUGCACAAGAGACAACAUAUCUCUGUAAAUCUUACCUAAUGAUCCUUACAGAUUGUUUGCUUAUCUACCACAAAAAAAGCAAGACCUGUGCCAAUACAAAAGAAAGACUUAGAUUUACAUGCCAGGUAGCAAAGUCAGGUUCUUUGCCUUCAAAGAUUAUAUGUACCUUAUAGCUCAUCAGGAAAUGAACAAUUUCAGUAAAAUUCAACAGUGCUGGUAGUUGGCUUGUGGUAUGAUAAAACUCCCAGCCUUGUAAUUGAAAUAGCCCUAGCUUCUCUGCCAUUUACCUAACAGUGUGACCUCAGGAAAGCACUUCUUCAAACCUGUCUCCUCUUCUGUAAAAUGAUCCCCAGUUUAUGAUGUAAAGCUGUAAAAAAAAAAAUUAGUGCGUAUCAGUUACGGAGCACAGCACCUGGCAUUCUCUAUGUGUGCCACCAACGUUCAUCUCUUCUCCAACACCAUUCAUUUGUUUUUGUGUUCUUUACAUUUUAGUCCUGGGAACAAAGCUUUAGCUACUCAUUUUACUAUGGACUGCAGCUUAGACUACCUUUGCUCAUCCCAUCUUCUCUCAGCUAACUAGUGACCCCUGGAAUUGGCAUUUGUGGCUCCCUGUGGCACUCCCCUGGCACACUGAGCACCCUCCCCACCCAGCAAUAAUAUGGAAGUGUUUUCAGAAUGCCAUCCUGUAAAGAGCCAUUUUAGAAGUGUUGUUAGUGAUUUGUUCCUUAAAACAAUUGAUUCUUGGCCCCUGCCCCUGAUCUACUUAAUUAAACUAUAUGAACAUAAGGAAACUUACAUUUGAGACAAGCUUCUCAGGUUAUUCUGAAUCACACAAAGUUUAAUGUAGAAUAAUAAUCUUUCCUAGAAUGAGACUACCUUGGGGUAAGCACUGUGGCUUUUGUUGUUGUAUUUUUAAGACCCAGAACAGUGUCUGGAACAAAGUAGUUGGCUGGCUGUUUGUUGAAAGAAUGUAUGAACGAAGAAAUGAAUAAUUCUAAUUGCUGUUUGACUGUGAUGUCCAUUUGUGAUAUUUGUUAUUCUUGGGGGCAAGUUGGUUACUUUAGUCUGUAUUGCUAUUAUUUUGUAAAUGUACCAGGGCUUAUACAUACAAAUGAACAUUGUUCCAGAUUGGCAGUUAUCAUGGAGAAUUGUCUUUGGAGCACGUGGUAUAAUUCUACAGUUACAUUUCAUAUUUUCAUGAACUUCAAUGAACGUUGUUCUUGAAGGUAGAUUUAAGUUUUUAUUACAGGCAGAGUUAAGCCUACUGAAUAAACUGAAAAAUUAAAUGAGGUUUGUGGGAAGCAAUAAAGCUUGACUCUGAAAUGCUAGCUUCUGAGGCACGUAAUGCCUUCCAAGAAACAAAAUGGUGGCAAAUCACUCAGAGGGCUAUGGUGAGUUCCAGAUAUUUACUUCAGUAAACUUAAAAGACUUUCAUAGAACACUGGCAAGGGACCAGAGGAUAACUCUAGCUAAAGCCAGUUGCACAAAUGGAACAUGACCAUUUAACAUCUUCAAGAAAGAUAAUUCCAUAAACAUGGUUGUUGUUGCUUUACUCGAUCUAACUAUUCAGAACUUUUUCUCCUAGAAAACUAUUUUCUGUCUGCAAUUUAUGCUUGUUUCCACUUUUUAUAUUGUCUUAUUAAAGAAAGCACAAACUGAAGCUAAGCUUGUUUUGAGACUACAAAAGAAAAUUUAAUGCCACAUUGAUGUUCUUGCUACUUAUAAGAAUAACUGCAUCUGGUUGUGUUUUUAUUAUGUAAUUCCAUUGUGUGUCUUUGGAUGCAGUGAAGUUCAUAUUGUAACAAAAUCACUUAUAUAUGCUUUUCAGCUCAGACAUUCUAGGUGAAUUCUCUCAGUUUACAUAUUUGUAUAUGACUACCUGGAUGGAUCAGUUCAUGGAUGGACUUUUGAACAAGCUUAGAUGCUGGAACCCCUUCUAUCAAGGAAUGGAAAAUGUGAGGCAGGUAGACAUGAACCACUCCCACACUUACUUGUAGCUCCUGAAGCCAAUUCCAGCCUUAGAGCCAUUGGGCUGUAUUUGGCUGUGUAUUACAAGUUGGCCAGAUUUAUUGCCAUCAGGUCAGGCAGAACUGCCUUUUAUGGUGUGGUCUGCCAGCUUCAGAAAUAUGCUGUGUUAUUGUUAUUGGCUAGAAUAUUUAUUAGACUAUUGUUGGACUAUUUUUUAUCAAAUGCUUUACCCCAGGCUUGUUUGUACUGGGAGCUCUGGACCAAUAGUGUCUCUCCUAGUAACAGAAAUAUGAACAUCUGUGGAUUACACAGUCUUACCUUCUCUAAAGAUCCCAACCCAUCCAAAUGCUAUAUUAUGAAUUAAAUAAAUAUAUAUGUAUUCAUGA
Messenger RNA from Mus caroli (Ryukyu mouse), 6604 nucleotides. RefSeq names its product midline 2 (gene Mid2). Gene Ontology annotation, cellular component: microtubule. NCBI's taxonomy places the organism in Eukaryota, Metazoa, Chordata, Mammalia, Rodentia, Muridae. The record is from RefSeq and is a predicted model, not a curated record. Gene Ontology annotation, biological process: protein localization to microtubule. Gene Ontology annotation, molecular function: microtubule binding; zinc ion binding.